Messenger RNA from Populus euphratica (Euphrates poplar), 1562 nucleotides. Its product is annotated as alcohol-forming fatty acyl-CoA reductase-like. Bases 59 to 1546 code for a protein of 495 amino acids. Gene Ontology annotation, molecular function: alcohol-forming very long-chain fatty acyl-CoA reductase (NADP+) activity. The transcript is spliced from 10 exons. Gene Ontology annotation, biological process: suberin biosynthetic process; long-chain fatty-acyl-CoA metabolic process. The record is from RefSeq and is a predicted model, not a curated record. Gene Ontology annotation, cellular component: intracellular membrane-bounded organelle. Lineage: Eukaryota; Viridiplantae; Streptophyta; Magnoliopsida; Malpighiales; Salicaceae.
GAGAUGCUGUUUUUAAAUCAUCCAAAAAUUUAAUAAAGGUAGGAAAAUAUUUUCUUCAAUGGAGCUGGGAAGUAUAACCGAGUUCCUGAACAACAAGUCCAUUUUGGUCAUUGGUGCAGCUGGAUUUCUUGCGAAGAUUUUUGUGGAGAAGAUAUUGAGGGUUCAACCCAAAGUGAAGAAGCUUUAUCUUCUUCUAAGAGCCGUGGACACUAAAUCUGCUGAAGAACGCCUGCAUAAUGAGGUGAUAGGGAUGGCCUUGUUUGAUGUUUUGAGAGAGCAACAUGGUGCAAGUUUAUAUUCCUUCGUUUAUGAAAAACUGACUCCUGUUCCUGGGGAUAUCUCUUGUGUGGACUUGGGAAUAAGAGACUCGUUGUUGAAGGAUCAGAUAUGGAAUGAAAUUGAUACGGUGAUUAACUUCGCUGCCACCACCAACUUUGAUGAAAGAUACGAUGUUGCAUUAGGUAUCAAUACAUUGGGACCUUUGCACCUCCUGAACUUUGUCAAGAAAUGUAAUAAUGUUAAGGUGCUUGUCCAUGUAUCAACUGCUUACGUAUGCGGCGAAGAUGCAGGAUUGAUACAGGAGAAGCCAUUUCCCUUGGGGAAAUCCAAGAAAGGCACCGAAAUGAUAGACAUCGACAUGGAAAAGAUACUGGUCGAGGAGAAAUUGACGAACCUCCACUCAGAACAUGCUGAAGAGAGUGCGAUCACAUCUUACAUGAAGGAUUAUGGCUCUAAACGGGCCAGGAUGUUUGGAUGGCCAAACACUUACGUAUUUACCAAGGCAAUGGGAGAGAUGCUCCUAGUCCAUUAUAGUAGAGAUACAGUACCUCUAGUCAUUAUCCGCCCUACUAUGGUAACAAGUACUUACCAGGAGCCGUUUCCCGGUUGGAUUGAAGGUGUAAGGACCAUUGAUGGUGUCGCUGUUGGCUAUGCUAAAGGGAAAUUGAAACACUUCCCGUUCAAUCCAAAGUUAACAGUCGACGUGAUACCAGCUGACAUGGUAAUCAAUGCUCUUAUAAUGGCCAUGGUGGAAUGUGCAAACCGAUCCACUACUUCAGAAAUCAUUUAUCAUGUAGGAUCUUCAUUGAGAAAUCCGUUCAAAUUCUCAAAUUUUCAAGAACUAAGCAUGCGGUACUUCGUUCAAAAUCCGUUGAUUGACAAAGAUGGAAAGCCAAUAAAGGUUGGCGAGUUUACAGCUUUCAGCUCCAUGGCUAGUUUCCGUAUAUACACGGCGAUUUGUUAUUCGUUGCCAUUAAAGGUAUUCCAUCUAGCAAUAAAUACUGUUUCAUACCAGAAACCCUACAACGACAAGUACACUGCUCUCAACAGAAACUUGAAACUAGGAAUGCGAUUAGCUGAGCUCUAUAAACCUUAUGUAUUCUUUAAGGGCAUAUUUGAUGACGCAAACUCGGAAAAGUUGCAAAUUGCUGCAAGAGAGACUUAUUCAGAUGCAGAUGCCUUCAAUUUUGACCCUACAUGUGUUAAUUGGGAAGCUUACAUGAUAAAUAUUCAUUUUCCGGGUCUCGUAAAAUAUGUGCUAAAAUGAUAUAUGGCAACAUUAA